GACAAGAUAGUAUUCGGUCAAUGACUCAAAACAAGAAAUAAAGACUUUCUCGUUCUCUUUUUGUCGUCCAAAAUGAGCAACAACGGACGGGUCAAGGUCUUCGUAAGGGUUCGUCCUUCUGCUAAGUUUGCAGAGGACAUGAUCGAGCUGUUACCCGAUGGAAAAUCCGUCAAUAUUCACUGCAAGAAAGACCAGAGACGAGGGUACAUUAACAAUCAAGUUCUGGACUGGGGAUUCUCUCUCGAUAGAAUCCUACACAAUGCARGUCAAGAAGAUGUGUACGAAGAGUGUGCAAAGAAUAUCCUAUUGAGUACGCUAGACGGCUGUAAUGGUACGAUUAUGGCUUACGGACAAACAGGAGCGGGGAAGACCUUCACGAUGACAGGGUCGACRGAAAGAUUUGAACAUCGUGGAAUCAUCCCUCGUGCUAUACAACAGCUAUUCAAAGAAAUUAGUGAGCGCCCUGAAAAUGCAGUAACCGUAAGGAUCUCUUAUAUGGAGAUCUAUAAUGAAUGUAUGUAUGAUUUGUUGGCAACGCUUCCUGGUGUGAUGCCAUUAGAGCCAGGUAUGAUGGUGGUUACUGAAGACAACAAUGGCUUAACCAGGGUCAAAGGAUUGUCCAUCCACACCGCAAGCAACGAGGAAGAGGCUUUGAAUUUGCUCUUUGAGGGUGAAACAAAUAGAAUCAUAGCUCAACACUCAUUGAAUAAGCACUCAUCAAGAUCUCACUGCAUCUUCACCAUCUAUAUCGAAUCACACUCAAGAAUCGAGUCCAAUACAAAAUAUACCAUGUCCAAGCUGAACCUGGUUGAUUUAGCUGGUUCAGAAAGACUUGGCAAGACACAGUCUCAAGGUAGCACCCAGGUUGAAGCAACAUACAUAAACAAGUCCCUGUCAUUCCUAGAACAAGUAGUUAUUGCCUUAGGAGAUCCCCAACGUGAUCAUGUACCAUACAGACAGAGCAAGCUUACACAUGUGCUGAAGGACUCUCUUGGAGGCAAAUCUAACAUGCUACUGAUUGCUAAUGUCUGGGGCGAAGCUGAACAAAUCGAAGAAACACUCUCGACUUUUCGUUUUGGUAGCCGUAUGACGAACGUUCCCUGCGAGCCAGCCGUAACAGAGUAUCAUGACUCAAACAAACUUUGUAAAGAAUACGAAAGAGAAAUCAUUAUUCUUCGAAAAGAACUUGCAAUGCAUGAUACCCUAACAAACCGCAGUCAGAUAUCCUACGAGCCUUUAUCCGAGUCUCAAAUCCUUGAAGUUCGAGACCAAGUAAAGAGUUACCUAGCUGGUGAACUGAAUGAUAUUGACCUAGUGAACGUACGUCAGAUCAAAGAGACGUUUGCUCAGUUUAAAGCAAUUGUGAAUUCUAUCGAAGUUGAUAUGGAAGAGAAGCUGAAACAGAAGUAUGUGUUACAAGAAAGAGCUGGAGUUACUUCAGCGGGUACUGGUAAGCUCGGAACGACAUAUGAARGAGAAUCAGGUCUCGUGGGUGAAGUAGACCCAAGAGGGUUCGGUGUUGGCGUCGCUGGAGGUAACGUUAAACCAAACGUCACAGCACUUGUUAGCGGAAAGCGAAAUAAAAGUCGUAAGAGCAGAGAAAGAGAGAGCGCUGGUCAGAAGUCACAAGCUGGUGGUGGAAGAUCAGAUGUGCAAGAGAAACCAAGUUCUCCUAUUCCAUCGGAGUCUUCUCUGUCACCACCACCCAAGAGUACUGCUUUUGAAGACUUUAAGAAGGAGAGAGGCAGCGAGAUCAACCGAAUCUUGAAUGAAAACAAAGCAAUUCUGAAGGCCAAAAGACAAACAGCCAAAGACCUUUCGAGCACCAUUAACAACCUGAAAGAUGAGAUCGACCAGGAAGCAGUCACCUUGGAAAAGAAAACGGAAGAGAAAAUGAAAGAUGGCGACUUUACCAUAGAAAACGGUCAAGUAGUCAUCGAUGAAGAUGAAUUCCAACAUGUCAAGAAAAUCAAAGAACUAAAAGCCAAAUACAGAGAGAAUUAUGACGAGCUACAAAACCUUAAAUCCGAGAUAACGUACUGUGAGAAGCUUGUCGAUCAAUGUCGUCAGCGCUUACUCUCCGAGUUUGACAGCUGGUAUGUAGAAUCGUUCCUAGGCCCCGACGAGCAGAUUACCAGCUCGGUCCCAGGAGUGCGCAAAGUCUCACGGGAAGGAUACGUGCCAGAGGAUGAGCAAGAGAAGUUUGAUCGACUACAGUUGGAGCUUCUUAUGGAACACCCAGACUCAGUCCCUUAUUACAAUGCUAAGAUGCAAACAGAGCGACGCAUGCAUCUGACUUCCAGUGGACCAAGAAGGAAUAAACCUGGUGCGGUUGUAGCAACCAUCAGAAAUAAACCACCUUCAACUCUUACAGUAAAAUAAAACAUAAUACCUAGACUUGAUUGUAUAUUUUGGUCGCAAAAAAAWAUAUUUUUAUAACACUUUACAGCGCUUGGAUUUUGUUCACAAAAAAUUCUAGUAUAUAUAUAUAUAUAUGGUUGCACUCCAUUUUUUGGUUCAUUUUAUUUUCAGUCAAAAUGUGAAAAGUGAUUAAAAUUCUAAUACCUAAUACAAA
Messenger RNA from Actinia tenebrosa (Australian red waratah sea anemone), 2575 nucleotides. Its product is annotated as kinesin-like protein KIF9. Gene Ontology annotation, biological process: microtubule-based movement. The record is from RefSeq and is a predicted model, not a curated record. Gene Ontology annotation, molecular function: ATP binding; microtubule binding; microtubule motor activity. NCBI's taxonomy places the organism in Eukaryota, Metazoa, Cnidaria, Anthozoa, Actiniaria, Actiniidae.